AUGGAUAGGAUCAGUAAUCUGUCUGAUGAUUUGCUCUUGAAGAUCGUUUCAUCACUUCCUACCAAAAAUGUAGUCGCCACAAUGGUCUUGUCGAAAAGAUGGAGGUUUCUCUGGACGAUGCUUCCAAAACUUCAUUUUGUUCAUGCUUCUGAAAUCGAGCCUUCUGAAUAUGAAAAAUUUGUCAGGUAUGUGGACAGAUCAAUGGUAUUGAACAGAGCUCCGGUUCUAGAAACUUUGAAGUUCGAUACUUGUUGCAGCUCUGAAGAUAUGGUCACAUGGAUCAGAAUUGGAAUGGUUUGCGGUGCGCGUGAACUUGAAAUUUUUUACUGUUCAGGAAAUUAUGAUACCGCAAUCAUAUUACCAAAGAGUCUUUACACUUAUGAGAAGCUCGAGGUCUUGAAACUCACUUACGUGGACGUUCCUGAUGCCCCUACUGAUGUUUUCUUUCCAUCCCUGAAAACAUUACACCUUGUGUAUGUAUCGUAUGGGUCCACCGGAGAAUGUUACUGUACGCUUUUAUCAGGCUGUCCUGUUCUUGAGGAGUUGGUGUUGGACAAAACUGAAGUUUCAGGUUUGCCGUCCUUCUCUGUUGAAAUGCCUAAUUUACAAAGAUUAUCUAUACUUGAUAAACGUGAUUCAGACAACGGCCAAGAAUUAGACUAUACGAUUGUGUUCAAUGCGCCGUCUUUGAAGUACGUGAACUUUGUUGAUUUUUAUGGUGACUUGUGUUUGUCUGGGAAUAUGCCUGAGGUGGUUGAGGCAAUUGUUAGUGUUGCUCACGAAAGUCCCGAGAAGCUGCUGGAAUGUCUUACAUCAGUCAAGCGCCUCUGCUUAUGUUUAGUAGCGCCAAUGCUUCAGCACCGGAUUGUAUUUUAUCAUCUUGUUCAUUUGGAGCUAUGUGGAGGUUAUGAAGGGUGGUGGGAUAUGCUUACUUGGAUGCUCGAAAGUUCUCCUAAACUACAAGUUCUCAAGCUCUUCUCGUGCAAGGAACACCAUGAGGCCGAGCCCAUUGAAGGUCAUUGGAGAGGACCCAGUUCAGUUCCUGAAUGUUUGAUGUUCCGUCUACAUACUUUCAAGUGGGAAGAUUACAAUACUGAAGACGAAGAGAAGAAGAUAGUGGCCUACAUCUUGAAGAACGCAAGAGAGUUAAAGACUGCUGGUAUCUCUGUGCGGAAGAAGGACUAUUCGAAGGAAAAGCGAGCUCAGAAACUCAGUGAGUUGGUUUCUCUGCCUAGAGCUUCAAGCUCAUGUCAGCUUAUUCUGGAUUGA
Molecule: messenger RNA, 1269 nt
Organism: Microthlaspi erraticum
Lineage: Eukaryota; Viridiplantae; Streptophyta; Magnoliopsida; Brassicales; Brassicaceae
Source: the annotation of a GenBank genome assembly